AUGAGUGUACCCAAUGAGGGUGUUGAGGUGUACGUCCGCACCAGACCCACAGCACAAUUUGCCCAAGAGCUCAUUGAAUACUUGCCUGAUAAACAGACGGUGAAUGUACGGCACAGAAAGAAUUCCAGGAAAGGGGUGUUGAAUAAUCAGAUGAGUGCUUGGACGUUUCGGCUUAACGGGGUGCUGCACAACAUAUCACAGGAAGAAGUCUAUGAACAGGUCGCACACAGUGUGGUGCUUGGAGCUCUGGAGGGUUACAAUGGCACCGUUAUGUGCUUUGGGCAGACUGGGGCUGGAAAGACCUUCACAAUGACUGGUGCGACUGAGAGUUAUAAACAACGAGGCAUCAUCCCUCGUGCCAUACAGGAGGUGUUCCAUGAGAUUGAUAAUCGUGUCGAUCACAGUUUCUCUGUGCACCUCUCCUUUCUGGAGAUUUACAAUGAGACUUUGGUGGACCUUCUCGCCUCAGUAAAAGGGGGGCAGAUGAAACACUGCGGACCCUUGGCUGUGGUGGAAGAGCCAGAGGGCGGGGUUUCAGUAAAGGGGCUGUCCUUACAUCCAGUUCACAGAGAAGAGGAGGCACUAAACUUGCUAUUUGAGGGAGAGAUGAAUAAAAUCAUAGGAGAACAUGCCCUCAACAAGAACUCAUCCCGGUCACACUGUAUCUUUACUAUCUACAUUGAGUCUCGCUCUCGCACACUGUCAAACGCGACAUACGUCACGUCCAAACUGAAUCUGGUGGACCUUGCAGGUUCGGAGAGGCUGAGCAAAACUGGGUCCGAGGGUCAGGUGCAGAGAGAGGCCCUGUACAUUAACAGAUCUCUUUCCUUCCUGGAGCAGGCCAUCUUGGCCUUGGCUGACCAGCGCAGAGAGCAUGUGCCCUUUCGACAAAGCAAACUGACACAUGCUCUUAAAGAUUCUCUCGGUGGAAACUGUAACACGGUGCUGGUGGCCAACAUUUAUGGCGAGGCAGCACAGAUUGAGGAGACGCUCUCCACUCUCCGCUUCGCAGCCAGGAUGAAGUGUGUGUGCACCGAGCCAUCUGUCAACAAGCACAUCAACCCUGCUCUCCAGGUCCAAAUCCUGCAAAAGGAAAUCCAACUUCUGAAGCAGGAGCUUUCCUUUCACAACACACUGGCCAGUCAGGCUCCUGUGACAUACGAGGACCUGUCAGAGACACAGCUAGCGAUGGUAAAGAGUGAGGUUCAGAGGUACCUGGCUGGCACACUGGAUGAGAUCACGAUUGUGAGCAUUCGACAAAUCCAAGCAGUAUUUGCCCAGUUUAAAAAAGCUUUCCAGGAGCAGGAACAGCGGCUGAAAGAGCAGAAGUGCAUUGUGGUGGAGAAUCCUCGGAGCACCCUGCCCACUGCUGAUGCUCAAGUGCAGGAGCCUGUCGAGGAGGUGGAGGGUGAAAACAGGCUCGUUGUGCCUGCACUCUCGCAGAGACAGCGUGUGUCACCCGGCAGAAGCAAAGGCAAGAAGCUCAAAGAGAGCAGCAGAAAAAACAGUCAAGGGAGCACAGUCCCGGGCGAACAUCUCACCAAGACUCAGAGCGAGACAGAGAUCCUCAUUCCUCCGAGUGCAGCUGAGGAGGAGAGUGCCAGAGAUGAGGCUAAGAAGAGAAGCGAGUAUGAACUCAUCACUCUUCCAUCUAAAGUGGAAGCAUUUGAAAUCUAUAAGUCAGAGAGGGGCCAUGAGAUCAACCGCAUCCUGAAGGAAAACAAGUCCGUGCUGAAAGAACGUCUGGUGCAACUCCACAACCUCACAGGGAUCAUCGACUCCAUUAAACAGGACAUUGACCACAUGAGCUCUGAAAUCCAGCUGUUUAGAGAACAGAGGCAGAGUCAGGGCCAGUUGGUGAGUGCAGAUGGGGAGCCCGUGCAGGAUGAAUCUGAGGUAACCCUGCUUAUAAAACUCAGAGGCGCCAAGGAUCAGUACAGGCAGAACUAUGAGGAACUGCUCAGCACCAAAGCCGAGGUCCAGUACUGCAGACAUCUUGUGGACCAGUGUCGUGUGCGCCUGUUCACCGAAUUCGAGAGCUGGUACAACGAGUCCUUCCCGCAACCAGACGAGGUUCGGUCCAUCUUCAAAGAUGGGGGAUCUGUUGGACCAGGUUUGAUCCACGUGGACAAAACUUUGGCUUUGGAAGAUGAUGAGCAGGAGCACUCUGAACAUACCAGGCUGGUUGAAGACAGUCCCAGUGUCGCAUCCUUUAAUAAUGCAUAUAACAGGACAGUAUAG
Molecule: messenger RNA, 2241 nt
Organism: Neoarius graeffei (lesser salmon catfish)
Lineage: Eukaryota; Metazoa; Chordata; Actinopteri; Siluriformes; Ariidae
Gene: kif9
Product: kinesin family member 9
Exons: 19
Coding region: 1-2241 (746 amino acids)
Biological process (GO): microtubule-based movement
Molecular function (GO): microtubule binding; ATP binding; microtubule motor activity
Source: RefSeq, a predicted model, not a curated record